CUUAGUGGCCUUUGAGGAUGUGGUUGUGACCUUCACCCUGGAGGAAUGGGCUUUACUGGAUCCUUCACAGAAGAAACUCUACAGAGAUGUGAUGAGGGAAACAUUUCAGAACCUGAUCUCAGUAGGAAAAAUAUGGGAAAAUCCUGACAUUGGAGAUCAGUAUAAAAACCAAGGGAGAAAACUAAGAAGUCAUCUGAUAGACAAAAUCUGUGAAAGAAAAGAGGGUAACCAAUGUGGAGAAAACUUCGGCCUUAUUCCAAAUCCCAGUUUGAACAAGAAGACUCUUUCUGGAGUACAGCCAUGGGAAUACAGUGUAUGUGGGAAAGCCUUCAGUUAUUCAACUUCACUUCAAAUACAUAAAAGAACUCACACUGGACAGAAAGCCUGUCAUCGUAAACAAUGUGAAAAAGCCUGUAGAUAUCAUGAAACUUUUAAAACACAUGAAAGAACUCAUACAAGAGAAAAACCCUAUGAAUGUAAACAAUGUCGUAAAAUCUUCCGAUUUUACCUUUUCUUCCAAAAACACAAAAGAAGUCAUACUGGAGAAAAGCCCUAUAUAUGUAAGGAAUGUGGAAAGGCCUUGAGUUCUUCAUAUUCACUUCGAAUACAUGAAACCAUCCACACUGGAGGGAAAACCUAUCAAUGUAAGCAAUGUUCUAAAGCCUUCCGAUAUCAUCAGACAUUUCAGAGACAUGAAAGGAUUCACAAAGGAGAGAAACCCUAUGAAUGUAUAGAAUGUGGAAAAGCCUACACAUCUUGUCAAAGUCUUCAGUCACACAAGAGGACUCAUUCAGGAGUCCUUUAUAAAUGUAAACAAUGUGGUAAAGCCUUUAGAUAUUAUCAAAGUUUGAAAGCACAUGAAAGGAAUCACAAAGGAGAGAAACCCUAUGAAUGCAAAGAAUGUGGAAAAGCCUUCACGUGUUACCAAGGUCUUCCAUCACAUAAAAGGACGCACACAGGAAUGAAACCCUAUGAAUGUAAACAAUGUGGUAAAGCUUUCCGUUUUCAUCUCUGUUUCCAAAUUCAUGAAAGAAAUCACAGUGGACAGAAACCCUAUGAAUGCGAACAAUGUGGUAAAGCAUUCAGUUCACACAGUGAUCUUCAAAGACAUGAAAGAAAUCACACAGGAGAGAAACCCCAUGUGUGUCAAAAGUGUAACAAAGCAUUCAGUUCACCCAGUGAUCUUCGAAGACAUGAAACAACUCACACUGGAGAGAAACCCUAUCAACCCUAUGAAUGUAAGGAAUGUGGAAAAGCCUUCAGAUGUUAUUCUACUUUUCGAAAACAUGAAGGAAAUCACACCGGGGAGAAACCUUAUGAAUGUAAAAAAUGUACUGAAGCAUUCAGGUGCCCCAGUGAUCUUAGAAAGCAUGAAAAAACUCACACUCAAGAGAAGCCUUAUGAGUGUAAGGAAUGUGGAAAAGCCUUCAGAGUCCAAAGUUUUUUACAAACACACAAGAGAACUCACACUGGAGAGAAACCAUAUGAAUGUAAAACAUGCACUAAAGCAUUCAGGUAUUCCAGUAUCACUGUACAUGAAAGAACUCAUAGUGGAGAGAAACCCUAUGAUUGUAAGCAAUGA
Molossus molossus (Pallas's mastiff bat) is the source of this 1582-nucleotide messenger RNA. RefSeq names its product zinc finger protein 709-like. The transcript is spliced from 6 exons. Lineage: Eukaryota; Metazoa; Chordata; Mammalia; Chiroptera; Molossidae. The coding region runs from base 92 to 1582 and encodes 496 amino acids. The record is from RefSeq and is a predicted model, not a curated record. Gene Ontology annotation, biological process: negative regulation of transcription by RNA polymerase II; regulation of immune system process; regulation of cytokine production.